UUGUACCGAAUGGAAUUAUCACGACCACAUACUACUGUUAGAUAUUCCUCAUUUGGAUGGACUCUUGAAGGAUAUUAUAGGCUUUUCACCUUUCUUUAAUAUUACCAGUAUCUGAAAUAUUUUCCAUUAUCUGUCUUUGGAUCUUACAGGCAGAUAGUGCUUCAUUUUCCAUACCAUUUGCACGAAACACGUUUUCUCUUUAGGCUACUGAGUAUAUUGACCCAGCUGCAACAUGUCGCAAAGCUGUCUGCAGUUCAGCGGAUUUACUGUGAGCUGUAUAGGCUGGGUCGGAAUAAUUAUCGCGACUGCUACCAACGACUGGGUUGUGACCUGUAAAUAUGGCAUGAACACCUGCAAGAAGAUGGACGAACUGGGCGCCAAAGGUUUAUGGGCCGAUUGCGUAAUUUCUACGGCGCUGUAUCAUUGCAGUGCUUUAAAUGAGAUCCUCGCCUUACCUGCGUACAUCCAGACAUCUCGUGCACUGAUGAUCACAGCUUCCAUCCUCGGGCUGCCCGCCAUGGCGCUCGUGUUGAUGGCAAUGCCCUGCAUUAACCUGGGAAAUGACCACGAGAGCGCUAAACACAAGCGUUCGGUUCUGGGAGGGGUAUUGAUUCUCCUAAUGGCUCUGUGUGGGAUUGUGUCGACCGUGUGGUUCCCCAUUGGCGUGCACCACGAUCACAGCCUCAUGUCCUUCGGCUUCUCCCUGUACGCCGGCUGGGUGGGCUCCGCUUUCUGUCUGCUGGGGGGCUCUGUCAUAAGCUGCUGCUCCAGUGACCGCCCGGCCCAGUAUGCAGAGAACCGCUUCUACUACUCUAAACAGGGUGGGGCCAACCUCGCCCCAGCCUCCUCCUCCACCAACCACGCCAAGAGCGCACACGUCUGAACCGGGUGGACAGGUCGGGUCGAGCCACCCUAAGCGCUCCCUCCAAUCCAAAUGGAAAAUUAACUCCAUGGGUCAGGAGCCUGUGGUAUUAUGGAGCGGCUUUGUACAUUUGAGUGAUACGGACAGUGAAGUGAAAUACAAACACUACCCCCCCCCCCCCCCCCACCACCUCCACCCUUUUCAGGAAGAUCAGUUUAAUUACAUCAGACUUAUGGUAAAAGGUUCUUGCAUUGGCAUUCACCCCAAACAGAUCUCACGGGGCUACUCACACCAGUGUGAGAAACACCAGAACUGGUAUUUACAUGGGAUCUCCAAGGGAACUUACCAAAAACUUCUCUUGACUAUUGCAUUUUGAUACAAAUUUAUAUUUUUUCAUAUUGCAAAUGUUAACUUUCCAUUGGGAAUAUUUCUUUUUUUCAGGAAUGUACACUCAGUGAGCAAUUUAUUAGGUAAACCUGUACUCCAGCUUGUUAAUGCAAAUAUUUAAUCAGCCAAUCAUGUGGCAGCAACUAAAUGCAUAAAAUCAUGCAUACGUGGUCAAGAGGUUCAGCUGUUGCUCAGACCAAAUGUCAAACUAGGGAAUAAAUGUGAUCUAAGUGACUUUGACCAUGGAAUGAUUGUUGGUGCCAUACAGGGUGGUUUGAGUAUCUCAUAAACUGCUGAUCUCCUGUGGUUUUCACGCACAACAGUCUCUAGAGUUUGCAGAGAAUGGUGUGAAAAACAAAAAACAUUCAGUGAGCAGCAGUUCUGUAGGAAAAAAACAUAUUGUUAAUGAGAGAGGUCUGAGGACAAUGGCCAGACUGGUUGAAGCUGACAGGAAGCUGACAGUAAUGGGAAUAACCACGCAGUGGAUAGAAACAGCCAUAGCUGAAAAAUAAGUCUAAUAUACCUAAUAAAGUGCUCACUGAGUGUAUCAUUGUAUGUUCAAACCAGUUAUUGUGAGUACAAAUGAUCAAAUUAUAUAGCUACAAUUGGAAUGAUAAAUGUAGGACCUGCCCACUGUGAAGGACUUUGCUUAUAUUUUGGCCUCCUGUGGAAAAAUGUGUGGAAAAUUACCUUAGACUGCACUGACUGAUCUAUGACUGACACAUUGCUUGAGUGGGUGUGGUGCCACUGCUUUGCACAGGAGAUAAUCUAUUGGAGCACCUCACUUACAAAUUACUUCUCCUCUUCAAAAUCAGAAUUUGACAUUCAAGAAGGGUGGUCUUCUUUAUUUAUUGCAAUAUGUUUAGUCCAGUUAUGCUCAGUGUGUUGUUUCUUUUAUUAAAAAUAUUUUUCUUC
Molecule: messenger RNA, 2164 nt
Organism: Conger conger (European conger)
Lineage: Eukaryota; Metazoa; Chordata; Actinopteri; Anguilliformes; Congridae
Product: claudin-11-like
Exons: 3
Coding region: 233-883 (216 amino acids)
Biological process (GO): cell adhesion; bicellular tight junction assembly
Cellular component (GO): bicellular tight junction; plasma membrane
Molecular function (GO): structural molecule activity
Source: RefSeq, a predicted model, not a curated record